UUAAAGAUGAAGACUUUAUGAAACACACGAACAUAAACGCAUAACGUUGCCGACUUCCGCGCUGGCUCAAAAAGCACUCGAACGCACCACGACUGCUUCAGUGUUCGGGCGCCUGGCAGAAGUCAAGAUGCAGACUAUAAAAUGUGUAGUGGUGGGCGACGGUGCUGUGGGGAAGACCUGCCUGCUGAUUUCAUAUACCACCAACAAGUUCCCGUCUGAAUACGUCCCUACGGUGUUUGACAACUACGCUGUGACGGUGAUGAUCGGCGGCGAGCCGUACACUCUGGGGCUGUUUGACACCGCAGGCCAGGAGGACUACGACAGACUGCGACCCCUAAGCUACCCCCAGACAGACAUCUUCCUUGUGUGCUUCUCCGUCGUGUCGCCGUCUUCCUAUGAGAACGUCAAAGAGAAGUGGGUGCCGGAGAUUUCCCACCAUUGCCCGUCCACGCCGUACCUACUGGUGGGUACGCAAAUAGACCUGAGGGACGACCACAACACCCUGGAGAAGCUGGCCAAGAACAAACAGCGAGCUCUGAUGCCCGAGCACGGAGACAAGCUGGCGCGAGAUCUGAGGGCUGUCAAAUAUGUGGAGUGUUCAGCGCUAACGCAGAGGGGGCUGAAGAACGUGUUUGACGAAGCCAUCCUUGCGGCGCUGGAGCCUCCUGUGUCCAAACCCAAGCGGCGCUGCGUCCUGCUCUAAGGCGCUUCUCAGCCCAGACGACGAGGGCGAGGUGUUGGGCCGGGUGGGGGUAUACUUAAACAUGGCUUAGAUAUCAAAGAGGAAACAACAUUGUUGCCAUCUAAAAUAUUCGAAGAAAAACUUUAAGGCGACCACAAGAGAUGUGCCUUAAAAUAACCAUUUGUAAAGUCUUAGAUCACUGUUUUGGUCCAAAAAAGCCUUGGCAAUAAAGUUUUUCCUAUUUUAAAAUCCCCAAAAUAAUGAUGAUGUGGACUAACCGCUGUACUGUUCAUCGCAAAAGUGCACAACCAUACAAGUGCAGAUGUUAGACAGUGGCUUCCUUCAGCAAACCCAACUCUAGUUUGCAAUCCUUGUCCAAAAGCAACAUUCAGUCAUCGAUCCGGAAGAAAAUUGAUAUUGUGAUGGGUCUUCUUCAACAUGAGUGCUCUCCUGGAACAUCAGUAGAAGGCUUCAGAUCUUGCGCUCAAAUAUUAUAAUCACUUUAUGGACCAAAAGAGCUUGAAAUAUUUUUUCCUUUUUCGCUUAUUUAUCUUUAUAUGGGUGUAAACUAGCGUGACCUCAUCACUCCUUCCACCAGUGAAGCACAAACUGCUGCUCCUUGAAGACAACACGCCAGGUGCAAUAUUCCCGUUGAGCUGGUGCUCAUCCGUUGUUGUGCAAUACUGCUUAAUACUUCUUGAGAUGCUAGUGAGUCUGCUAGCAACUACAUUUUUUACUUCCUUCUGGCAUACUGGGGCUUGCCGACAGAAGGUUAAGGUUUGUCUUUGUAGGCCAGUAUAAGAGUGGUGAGAAAUAUUUUUAAAUACUGACUUCUGUCUACCAUCACCUCUUCUCUGAAUGAUGCUUUUGUUCCAAUAUCAUAAAGACAAUGAGAAGUAUUAUCAUGAAUACAUCUUAUUCUGUCAUGUGCCAACGUGACUUUUGGAAAACGAUAAGCUUCUUUAAAAAACAAAAAUGUUUCAGCUGCUGGCAAUGAAUAAAAAAAAACUUAACCUUUUGUUCCGUCAAAUUUCUUCUUCCCGACCAAACAGAUAUUUUUGUCCACUUUGAAAUGUAAUUAGCAUAGUUAUAAGCAUGUAGUAGUAUUAACACACUAGAACAGUGGUUCUUAACCAGGGUUCGAUCGAACCCUAGGGGUUCGGUGAGUCGACCUCAGGGGUUCGGCGGAGAUCAAAACACACCCGAGUCUUCGUGUAAAUACAAACUUUUCCCUGUUGGCAUAUUACGGAUACGGCAACAGCUGAUUGAUUUGCAGGUGUGUAAUUUGUUGUGAGUUUAUGCAAUGUGUUGGUUUUGUUGUUUGAACAAGGUGAUGUUCAUUCACUGUUCAUGCACUGUUCAUUUUGUGCACCAGUAAAAAAACAUGGUAACACUUUAGUAUGGGGAACAUAUUCACCAUUAAUUAUUUGCUUAUUAACAUGCAAAUUAGUAACAUAUUGGCUCUUAACUAGUCAUUAAGUACUAGUUAAUGCCUUAUUCGGCAUGGCCUUAUUAUAAACCAAAUAACUCUAAAUGUAGUCUUUAUUACUUAGAAUUAGGGUUGGGUAUCGAGUAUCGAUUGGAACCGGGACUAACUUUCCGAUUCUCCCGCAAUCGUUCAAAAGUUUAAAUUUCGAUUCCUAGUUUCGAUACCCAGUCCGCCGACCCGGAAGAAGAAGCCGCUGAACACCAACGAAGAAGCGCCCACCGCCGGAUAGCGGGCGUCGACGGUCGAAAUUUUUGCUUUAUUUUACUAAAAAAAUGAAAUAUCGGCGAAAUGUAACACGUGCGACAGGACUGUUUCAUGCUUAGGAGGGUGCACGUUGAACAUGAUUAAGCACCUCCGAGUUCAUGGAGUACAAUUAAAUGUGUGUCCCGUCUUCGACAGGAGACACUAUCUGUCCAGAACGCUCACGCAUCCUGCCUGAGAAGGCGGAUCUGGUCAUUGUCCUAAACAAGAACUGUCUCUGAUUAUAUACUGUACCUGCUGCUAAUCUGGACUGGGUUUUGCAAGUUGUUUCUUAUUGUUUAUUUGCUUUUCUGCACCAGGUUAGCCUAUCAGUGGGAGCACGGUAACAUGUUUAAGUACCUGCAGCAUCAUACACUUGUGUGUGUAAAUGUGUUUUCAUGAGGUUUCCUGCAGCAUCAUACACUUGUGUGUGUAAAUGUGUUUUCAAAAAUAAAGCUCUCUUGAUGAAAGUGUA
Molecule: messenger RNA, 2886 nt
Organism: Nerophis ophidion (straightnose pipefish)
Lineage: Eukaryota; Metazoa; Chordata; Actinopteri; Syngnathiformes; Syngnathidae
Product: cell division control protein 42 homolog
Exons: 6
Coding region: 128-703 (191 amino acids)
Biological process (GO): modification of synaptic structure; small GTPase-mediated signal transduction
Cellular component (GO): dendritic spine
Molecular function (GO): GTP binding; GTPase activity
Source: RefSeq, a predicted model, not a curated record